AUGCACCGGUUCAGGUGGAUGCGGAAUACGCCGCUCAGGCGUUAUGCCCAGUUGGGUAGCCAAUUGGGGGGUAAAGUGGGCACAAAAGUUAGCGGCAAAACGGAUUGCGCAAUGAACGCCUCCCCUCUCUGUAGACAUUUCUCCAGUAGCGAAAGUGCCAACCUUAAGAAAAACCCAGCGACGACAUCCAAAGGUACAGAUUCCACCGCCGCAAGUAAAAGAGAAAAUAAAGGAAGUAGCACCAGGAUGGGAAAAAUAUCGCAAGUUAUAGGAGCCGUGGUGGAUGUUGAAUUUGAGGACACCCCUCCGUCCAUUUUAAAUGCACUUGAAACAGAUCUGGACGAUAAAAAAAUAAUUCUAGAAGUUGCGCAACAUUUAGGAAAUAAGGUAGUGAGAACGAUAGCCAUGGAUGCAACGGAUGGAUUGGUGAGAGGACAGAAAGUUGUAGAUAGUGGUAGGCCAAUAUCAGUACCGGUAGGGAAAGAAACUCUGGGUAGGAUAAUGAACGUGAUUGGAGAACCUAUAGAUGAAUGCGGAGACAUUAAAUGCAAAAAAACCUUACCCAUUCAUAGAGAACCACCAUUAUUCACAGACCAGAGUACCGAACCUGCACUCCUAAUUACAGGCAUUAAGGUAGUCGAUCUGAUCGCACCAUAUGCUAAGGGGGGUAAAAUUGGUUUAUUCGGGGGAGCAGGAGUGGGGAAAACUGUAUUAAUUAUGGAGUUAAUUAAUAACGUAGCGAAAAAACAUGGUGGAUAUUCUGUGUUUGCUGGAGUAGGUGAAAGAACAAGAGAAGGGAAUGAUCUGUACCAUGAGAUGAUAACAACUGGAGUUAUUAAAAAAAAAAAAAUUGGAAAUGGAGAAUAUGAUUUUAAUGGAUCAAAAGCUGCUUUGGUAUAUGGUCAGAUGAAUGAACCUCCAGGAGCUCGUGCAAGAGUUGCCCUCACUGGUUUAACUGUGGCCGAAUAUUUCAGAGAUGAAGAAAACCAAGAUGUGUUACUUUUUGUAGAUAAUAUAUAUAGAUUUACACAGGCAGGUUCGGAAGUGUCAGCUUUGUUAGGUCGUAUACCUUCAGCUGUUGGAUACCAACCCACGUUAUCCACUGAUUUAGGAGCUCUACAGGAAAGAAUUACCACCACGAAAAAUGGAUCCAUUACAUCUGUUCAGGCUGUGUAUGUACCUGCAGAUGAUUUAACAGAUCCUGCACCUGCAACGACCUUUUCUCAUCUGGAUGCAACGACCGUUUUGUCUAGAUCCAUAGCUGAGUUAGGUAUUUACCCUGCUGUCGACCCUUUGGAUUCCACCUCCCGUAUGUUAACACCAGAUAUUGUUGGUGCAGAGCAGUACGAAGUCGCUAGAAAUGUACAACAAAUCUUACAGGAUUAUAAAUCAUUACAGGAUAUCAUUGCCAUUUUAGGUAUAGACGAACUCUCCGAACAGGAUAAACUAACCGUCGCCAGGGCAAGAAAGGUGCAGAGAUUUUUGUCUCAACCUUUCGCUGUGGCUGAAGUAUUUACGGGUAAGCCCGGUAGAUUCGUAGAGUUGGAAGACACCAUCAAAGGAUUUUCGGAGUUGCUCAAGGGCAACUGUGACGACCUACCCGAAAUGGCCUUCUAUAUGGUGGGCGACCUGGAGGAAGUGAAAUCCAAGGCGGUGGAAAUGGCCAAGCAGGUUUCGUGA
Molecule: messenger RNA, 1680 nt
Organism: Plasmodium knowlesi strain H
Lineage: Eukaryota; Apicomplexa; Aconoidasida; Haemosporida; Plasmodiidae
Product: ATP synthase subunit beta, mitochondrial, putative
Exons: 1
Coding region: 1-1680 (559 amino acids)
Biological process (GO): proton motive force-driven mitochondrial ATP synthesis; proton transmembrane transport
Molecular function (GO): proton-transporting ATP synthase activity, rotational mechanism; ATP binding; ATP hydrolysis activity
Source: RefSeq, a predicted model, not a curated record